AUGGCCACACCAAGCCCCGCCCCUUCACGGGUCGCCGUCAACGCUCUCCGUGGUGUUCUCUUGACAACGUCCUGUUCAGUCAUUAUCCUUGCUGAAGAACGACGCCGACGACUCAACAUCGCUCGAGCUGCUCUCGACAAUGCCAAAAAACUUCACACUGCGCGGGUGAACCGCAACUCAGCUGCGCUGGCUGAGAGCUACAGCAGUAGACGAGAAUCCUUUCCAGUUGAAAUUGCUCACGAUUUCUCGCAUGCACCUACCAACAAUGCUGUACGCCGUCGGCGAACAAGGAUUGACUCGCUGGAGCAUGAAUUAUCGCGCCUGAAGGAGAUUGAGCAUGUAGAGUCUUUUGAGACAACACUGCCUGAGGAUAGGGACUCAACAAGCACGCCUCAGAACCGCCAGAGGAGAUGGGACGACUGGGACGCAGCACGAAAGGAAUUAUCACGGAUAUCAGAAAACAGCGCAUUCUCUCACAACGCCCUUUCCAUCAGGUUAUCACCAGAGAUCAGGCUACCAACUACAUCAUCACCUAGGACACGACCAGCGAAUUCCAAGACAAACAAGGCCAGGAAGGGCGCCAGUACAGGCUCAACCAAAAUAUCCAUGAUGGAUAACACCUCAACGUCAGGCGAUGGACAAGUUGGCGCAAUAAAAUUAGAGCUAGCCGAUGAAGCCUCGAUAGGACAACAAGAAUCGUGGUCACGGCUGGAUAAUCUCCUUACGGAAAUGGAGACCCAGGACUUGCCACGCGAUGAGCGUGUCCAGAAUGAAACGAGAGCAAUCGAAAUGCUUAAAAGUCUGACCUUGACCUCUACGCAGAGUGAAGAGGCCCAGGAGGUUUUAUCAAGAGGCAUCCGGAUACUUCAGUCCACAGCAUUGUCUCGGGAGUACGGAAUCAUCCCUCUCAUCCUCGAAGCUGUCCGUCCCGUUUGCAACGAUAUUUGCCUUUUGGCCGUACCCUUCCUCGACAGUCUUUCCCGCAGCCGCGACGUUGAGGGUGUGAAGCACCUACUGCGAAGUUUAUCUCGCUUUGAGCCUCAGUCGAAGCAGGCAGUUAAUACCAAUCGCAGUGAAUGGGCCACUCGGCUACUUAUGCAUUACUGGAGGAAGACGAAGGACUUCCUGGAGGUCAAGACGAUUUAUACGUUACUCCAAAAAGGCGGUCUUUUUGACGACAGUGUAUUUUCUUCGUCUACACAGUAUGCUGUCAGACGCAGAAUUACCCUGAUCGCUCUAGAUGCUGGUGAUGACGCGACUGCAAGUGCAGAGAUGUCCCAGCUCCGUGAGAUGAGACCAAAGGCCUCGGGUGUCGACGUCAAGCUUCGUGGGAGAUUUAUUGUGCGCGAAGCUGAAUUGGGACAAUGGGACAAAGUUUUGGCUGGACUGGAGGCUUUUGGGCCUAAAGCAAAGCAAUCUGACCAGUUUCAGAAUGUUCUGUCCUGGCUGACAAAGAUCUAUUGCAAGGAUCACACAACCACGGAGAUGGAUAUUUUUGUGAGAAAUCUUGUCAGCAACCACCACAUGAGUUUGAACAAGCCCCUAGCUUUCUUUGUUAUGGAUAGGCACGGCCGAACCCGCAAUCUUCAAGCUCUCGUUGCGUGGGUGCAGUUCUGCCAAGAUGGUGGCUUGGCAAUGGACCAGAUCUUCUUCAACGAGAUUGCCGACAAGUGCUGUAGAUACUGGAAUCUGUCGAGAGCUGACGUGAUCCGCAUGCUGAAGGAUGCACGAACUUCUGCACCAUGGCUGAAGGACCCUCUGUUGACCAGCUACGCCAGUGCAGGUGGUCUGCAUGAUCUCCACAAACCUCUGCCAGGAGAGAGGACAGAUUGCUAUGGAAUUGCCCCAACCCUGCCUGAACGCCGAGGCGACUCAAUAUCUAUCUAUGAGCGUGCAGCUUUCAAACAUAUGAAUACUCUGGCACUUGAGAACGACUGGACUGGCGUCUACAGCGCCUACAAGGAGGCAACUAAGAAGGGGCUUGGUGAUUCAUCACGAUGCCUUCGACUUGCUGUUGUCGCCAACAUCCACUUGGAAGGACCCCAUUCAGGCACAGUGACGUGUCUCAUCAACGAGGCAUACAUAAGAAAUCACGACAUUAGCGGUGCUUUGGUUCCUAUGCUGGUCGCUCGACUUGAGGCUGGCGACAACGUGAAUGAUUUACUCCGCGAGAAUCUUGCCAAGGGUCAACACAUUCAUGACAGUGUAUACAACAAAGCGGCUCGUGUUCUCACUCAAAAGGGUAAUCCUGAAGCCGCGAUCAAGGUCUGCGAAAUGGCAGCACAACAGAAUGGUAUGGGUGAGCUGGCAUACAACAAGUUCAACUUUGCCAGCCUCAUCCACUCCUAUACUGGACAAGGACGUUACAGAGAUCUGAUGUCACUUAUUGCAAGCUUCAUAUCCAAGUCAGAAUGGUGGCAGGGUAGCAAAGAGUGCAAGGAGUCAGUCAAGUUAGCCAUGAAGCAUGUGGCAUCAAGGGCAGCCACGGACCACAGGCGAGAGGACACGCAUAAGCAAGUACUAUUGCGUCUUGACGAUGCUCUUGAACAUAUCAAGUCCUUGAGGGCGACGAAUAAACAAGAGCGGGAGGCCGUUACUAAGGAGGUUGUUGGAGCUUUCAAGGCGGUGGAAGAGCCAGUGGCAUUUGAAGGAGGCUUCUUCCCAGAGACACAAUCCGGGCGCCAGACGCCAAAGGAUAAGCGGAAUACAGACUGGGAGUUGUCUUCAAGACGCGAUUCAACACCCCAAGUAUUGGGCGAGUCGAGGCACAGGAUCGUCGAAGAUGAAUUGCCUACUCGACAGCACAAGAUAGAGAAGAUCCGAACAUCACGACAUGAGCGGACGAAACGAGAGAGGACGCCCUCGCCUGAGCUUACUGAGGAUGACAUAUAUUUAGAGAAGGAAAUAGCCAGAGUAAUGGCUUGA
Messenger RNA from Fusarium subglutinans, 2925 nucleotides. RefSeq lists its product as uncharacterized. Bases 1 to 2925 code for a protein of 974 amino acids. NCBI's taxonomy places the organism in Eukaryota, Fungi, Ascomycota, Sordariomycetes, Hypocreales, Nectriaceae. The record is from RefSeq and is a predicted model, not a curated record. The transcript has a single exon.